Molecule: messenger RNA, 786 nt
Organism: Macrosiphum euphorbiae (potato aphid)
Lineage: Eukaryota; Metazoa; Arthropoda; Insecta; Hemiptera; Aphididae
Source: the annotation of a GenBank genome assembly
AUGUUUCCCAAUGCAUUGACGACCACCGACAUGUUUGGAAACGAUAGUCCAUUCAGAAAUUCAAUGCGCCAAAUGGACCAAAUGAUGAAUUCAUUUUUUGGCGGAUUCCCUGAUCCAAUGGCUGGCAUGAUGAUGCCAUUUGGAGGUGGAAUGUUUGGAAAUUUUGGUUCCAUGAUGGGAAUGAAUAAUAUGAAUAAUAUGAAUAAUCCUAUGAAUAUGAUGAUCAGUGGUAAUCAUCCAGGCCAAUCAUUCAGCAGCAGCAGCAGUACAUUUAUGUCAUAUUCAUCAAAUGGACCAAAUGGACAACCACAAGUAUAUAAAGCUUCCACUUCUACACGUACUGGUCCAGGAGGAGUAAAAGAGACUAAAAAAGCAGUUAGUGAUUCAAGAACAGGUGUUAAGAAGUUGGCUAUUGGGCAUCAUAUCGGAGACCGUGCACACAUUGUUGAACGUCAACAAAAUUUAUAUUCUGGAGACCAAGAAGAAAACCAAGAAUAUAUUAAUUUGGAUGAUGAUGAAGCUGAAGAGUUCAACAACGAAUGGCGCAAAAAAGCUCAAAACAUUAAUUCACAUCGUAGUCGUUACUUGCCCUACACUCAUAGAGUUCAAAAUUCUUCAGUUCCUUUAAAAAGGAAUCUCAAGGCUAUAGCUCCUCCUCCUCCUCCUUCAACAGCACGUAUCAGUGAGGUGUUGGCUGUAGAAGGUCCUCAAGAUCAAGGAAGAAAACGUGCAGCUAAGCAGCGAACCCCUAAAAAGAUCGAACAAUAUCCUGUAAAUGAUGCCUAA